Molecule: messenger RNA, 1630 nt
Organism: Ectocarpus siliculosus
Lineage: Eukaryota; Phaeophyceae; Ectocarpales; Ectocarpaceae
Source: the annotation of a GenBank genome assembly
GCCUCCAUAACGGGUGCCGUGAAAGUCGCCGCGCCGUCCACCAUGAGUGAGAGUGGAGCUGAGAGGAGGAGUCGGUUAAAAGCUCUCAAAGAGAAGGCGAACAAGAGCAUAAAGUUUAGAAACUAUCGCCCGCAAGAUGCCGCCAUCCGGCAGCAGGCCCUGGAUAGCAGCAAGGCUGGAGAGCCAACAAGCGGUAGCGGCAGUGGUGGUGCCAACAAGGGGGAGGGCGCAGCGUCGCCGUCGGGGAAGUCAAUGGGAGGAGGGAGAAAAGAGGGAGAAGAGGAACCCGAGGAGGAGCAGGAGGAGAAGCGAAAGGCGCCAGAGUCGAGCUUGAUCCAGCAAGAGCUCAAGAAGCAGAAGGAGACGCAAGACGAGGGGGAGCUGAACAUCGCCCCCAAGAAGGCGAACUGGGACCUGAAGAGAGACGUGGAGAAGAAGCUGGAGAAGCUCGACCGGAGAACGCAACGCGCCAUCGUCGAGAUCAUCCGCGAGCGCAUGGCAGAGGAAGCCGCAAAUGCGAGCAGUAGCGGCGAAGAAGGCAGCGGGAGCAGCAGCAGCGGGGAGGAAGAGAGCGGUAGCAGUUCUGAGGACGAAGAGUAGAUACCUUGGGCUGACGUGGAGACCAUCCCGCCGGCACCUCUACACUGCUGCCGCACUCCGUGUACUAAUGUGUGGUGAUGGGCGUUGCGCUGGUGUUGUUGCGAGAAUUUGUUUUUUUUGCAAAAAGAUUUCGGGUGCGGGGCCGCGCCAGAGCUGCCUGCUCGAAAAAGCGGCGGUCGCUUGGCCUUGACUCCGACUAUAAGAUGGUAGACGUGCUGCAGCAGCUAUGCCUUGGUUGCCGCUUCCGCUGCUGCCGUGCACUAGGCCGUGAGCCACGGCUUGUUUCUUCUGGCGGUUGUGGUCGAAGUUAUCCGAACGACACUCGGCCUCGCCUUGGUCGUGCCCGCAGGGUUUCCGAGCCACGAUGAACGGUUUACCGCGUGCCACAAAGCACCUUUGCUUUUUUGUCGGCCGGGUUGGCGUUGUCGGUGCUCAACAGGACGAUUGUCAGCGGACUCAUUUGACAAGAUCGUACCUCGAAAUGUAAGAAGCACGAAGAAUUUCGUACAUAGAUUUUAUGGCCACCUCGUAGUGUGUAUGUUUAUUUGCGGUGGCAUUUUGGUCGUCAGGAGCUGAGUGUCUACAACAUCAAGCGGAGCCACCAAUCGUUUGUAACGCCGAGCAGUGCCGGAAUUUGUUUUGCUUGUGGUUGACAUCCCGUUCAAUCUGACGGGCAUCAGUUUUGUAUACGUACCUGUAUACAUUUCGAAAGGUCCGCUAGUUGCAAUCCAUUUCCUCUUCGUCAAAAGCUAGACGAUUCAUCCGUCAUCCUAAGGCCAUGCCUAAGGGGAUCGAACAGGGCCCAGGGAUUCUAUAUGUUGUUACGUAUUUUUCCUAAUAGGCUGUUGAGGGGCGUAGGCUAAGCUGGUGAGAUGUUCCAUAUUCCUCGUUGAUUCAGCUCAACAGCGUGCGUGCGUACGUGCGUGGGAACCUCUGCAGACAAUUUUAUCAUCUCGAAACUGCUGUCGAAGUGAGUGAGGGUCGCAGAGUUAAACAAGACUUUUUCCACAAACUGCUAUGUCUUCUGAUU